Messenger RNA from Grammomys surdaster, 4105 nucleotides. RefSeq names its product FGR proto-oncogene, Src family tyrosine kinase (gene Fgr). The transcript has 12 exons. NCBI's taxonomy places the organism in Eukaryota, Metazoa, Chordata, Mammalia, Rodentia, Muridae. Gene Ontology annotation, cellular component: extrinsic component of cytoplasmic side of plasma membrane. The coding region runs from base 1624 to 3177 and encodes 517 amino acids. Gene Ontology annotation, molecular function: ATP binding; signaling receptor binding; non-membrane spanning protein tyrosine kinase activity. The record is from RefSeq and is a predicted model, not a curated record. Gene Ontology annotation, biological process: cell differentiation; integrin-mediated signaling pathway; protein phosphorylation.
UGACCUGUGUGUGGCUGAGAAAUUACGUAAUGUCUGAGGUGCGGUACGGGAGAACUGAGUAGCUUGUGAACAUAGGCUCUGAGGCCUAUGUUUGUGUUUUGGUGAGAGGAGUUUUGCUCUCACCUGUAGCCCUUGCUUGCUUAUUACCCAAUCUCUCCUCUCCUCUUCUCUGAACCCUCUUCAGCUAGGCCCUGGUGUGUGUGUGGGUGUCUCUCCCUUCCACAUCCUCCUCCAUCUCCCUCCCCUACCUGAACAGCCUAGAAGGCUGGGCCCUUUCAGACGUGCUGGCUCUUCACUCCCUGGGGUGGGGGUUGGGGGAUCUUGAGGUGAGCAUCUCAAUAAGGCUGAGUGAGGAGAAACUGGUUUGGACCGGCCUCUUGUCACAGCCUGCCUCACCACUCACCACAUGCAUGUUAACUUGUCACCUCAACACCUCAACACACAGAUGAUGGCUUUGGUAAAAGGGUGAGAGAAGCCAGGGUGUAGCCUGGGACUCUGGGGUGACUGGACCAGACACCAGCAACUAGACCUAUUCGAUCCAGGAAGAAAGGUUUCCUGGAAGAGGUGAGUAUGUUGGUGAGAGAGAGGGUGAACUGGAUGGGGGCUGUGACCUUCAGGCCCUCUGUGAGGGACCCUGCCUGGCUGUCCCUGGACUAGCCCCACCCUACAACAUUAGACAUUGUUACAUCUUAGGAAACCAGGCUUCUCCCCAGGCAGUUCCUCCUCUGAGUGUUGCAAUGAGGGAGUUUUUCCGGCAGGGGGUGGGGUAGGGUGAGGACCCCUUGCUUAAUGACCUUCUUGUGGACUUGCUUACAGGGCAUAGCUGCUGGGGAAAGUUUGGCUUGUUCCCAGAUCUCUUCAGCAGACUAUAGUGGCUCCAGCUUCUGUCUUGGGCCUCUGCCUAACCCUGGUCUGUAGGAGACUGUCACUUUCAUCCUGCCACCAGAGAUCAGCAGGUCUGCCGGGAUGGGCCCAAGAUGAGGGCGGAGACAGGGUUCCAGAAUCAAGCUCAUUUUUAGGAGAUUCUGACUGACUAAGGUUCUGGUAGCACAGCUUGGUAGUGCUCUGGUGUGAAAGAAGAGCCUGAGAACAACACUGAGCGUGUGAGCGCGCCAACCUGAGAAGCAGCCAAGUAUACACAUACAUAUUUGUGUGGACACAUGGACACAGAUGUCUAGGUACAGAUGUGUGUGUGCUGUUGUACAUCAGAGCUCAUCCGAGAGCUCUGUGCAGUGACAAGGUCACAAGGGCAAAGGCACUCAGUCUGGCGUCCGCUGUGAUGCUGCGUGGCUGUGCCCGCAUGUGUCUUCUUGCCACAUCUCAGGUGGGACCGAGUGUGCAAGAGCUGGCACAGCUGGUGUGUCCUAUGUGUGGAUGGAUAUGCAAAUGUUCCAGCAGUGAUGGGAGAAAAAAAAGAAGAGAGAAGUCAGGAUGGGCCAGAGCUCAGGCCUUCUGGCUUCCUGAAGAGGGUAGGAUCUGGGCAGCUGGCUGGCAGAAAUACUGACAAGGCCUGCUUUAUCUUUCCCGCUGUUCUGUCUCACCCUCAGGUUUCCGCCACCUUCCAGGGACCAUGCAUCAGUCCUACUGACCCAGGAGUGGGGGCCUGUGGGCAGGGCACCUGGGAUGGGCUGUGUGUUCUGCAAGAAGUUGGAGCCUGCAUCCAAGGAGGAUGUGGGCCUGGAAGGGGACUUCCGGAGCCAAGGGGCUGAAGAACGCUAUUACCCUGACCCCACUCAAGGCCAGUCUUCGUCCAGCUUUCCUCAGCCCACCAGCCCUGCUUUCCUUAAUGUUGGCAACAUGAGAAGCAUCUCAGGGACCGGAGUGACCAUUUUCAUCGCCCUGUAUGACUAUGAGGCCAGGACAGGGGAUGACCUCACCUUCACCAAAGGCGAGAAGUUCCACAUCCUGAACAAUUCGGAGUAUGACUGGUGGGAGGCUCGCUCCCUGAGUUCCGGACACACCGGCUAUGUUCCCAGCAACUAUGUGGCUCCUGUGGACUCCAUCCAGGCUGAAGAGUGGUACUUUGGAAAGAUCAGUAGAAAGGAUGCAGAAAGGCAACUUCUCUCCUCUGGCAACCCUCAGGGAGCCUUUCUCAUUCGGGAAAGUGAGACCACCAAAGGUGCCUACUCCCUGUCCAUCCGUGACUGGGACCAGAACAGAGGCGACCACAUAAAGCAUUAUAAGAUCCGAAAGCUGGACACUGGUGGCUACUACAUCACCACACGGGCCCAAUUCGAAUCCGUGCAGGACCUGGUGCGGCACUACAUGGAAGUGAAUGAUGGUCUGUGCUACUUGCUCACGGCACCCUGUACCACCAUGAAGCCCCAGACCCUAGGCCUGGCCAAGGAUGCCUGGGAGAUUGACCGUAGCUCCAUAACUCUUGAACGCAGGCUGGGCACCGGCUGCUUUGGAGACGUGUGGCUGGGCACGUGGAACUGCAGCACAAAGGUGGCAGUGAAGACGUUGAAGCCGGGCACCAUGUCCCCAAAGGCCUUCCUGGAGGAAGCACAGAUCAUGAAGCUGCUGAGGCACGACAAGCUGGUGCAGCUGUACGCGGUGGUGUCAGAGGAACCCAUUUAUAUAGUGACAGAGUUCAUGUGCUACGGUAGCUUGCUGGAUUUCCUAAAAAACCGAGAGGGUCAGAACUUGAUGCUGCCCCAUCUAGUGGAUAUGGCUGCCCAGGUAGCUGAGGGCAUGGCCUACAUGGAGCGCAUGAACUAUAUCCACCGAGACCUGAGAGCAGCCAACAUCCUGGUGGGAGAGCAUCUGAUAUGCAAGAUCGCUGACUUCGGGCUGGCACGCCUCAUAGAGGAUGAUGAGUACAAUCCCCAACAAGGAACCAAGUUCCCCAUCAAGUGGACAGCCCCAGAGGCUGCCCUCUUUGGCAGAUUCACUGUCAAAUCAGACGUGUGGUCUUUUGGGAUUCUGCUUACUGAACUGAUCACCAAGGGCAGAGUUCCUUACCCAGGUAUGUACAACCGGGAAGUGUUGGAACAGGUAGAACAUGGCUACCACAUGCCAUGCCCUCCGGGAUGCCCAGCAUCCCUGUAUGACGUCAUGGAGCAAACCUGGCGUCUGGAUCCAGAGGAGAGGCCCACCUUUGAGUACCUGCAGUCUUUCCUGGAAGACUAUUUUACCUCCACGGAACCACAGUAUCAGCCCGGAGACCAGACAUAGCCUGAUUGGGUAUCAGUGACCCUCUGGGAGUAUGUACUUGUCCUUGCCAAUCGCCAAUCCCCAGGGCACUCUGGUCCCAGUGCUCCAAGACUUGGAACCCUGUGGAAUCCUAGCACAUCAGAGAAGGUCUGAAGCUCUGAAGUCAUUUUAUAGAGGGUACAAAUGGAGACUAGGGGUUCAUCUCUUACCUUUCCUGACCCCAGGCGCUUUUUCUUCCCUUCCCACCCAUGCCCCAUCCAAAAAUCUAGGAUUCACUCACUCACUUCACAGAUGAAGUAAAUGGAUGCUCAGAGCUCAUCUCUCGAACACUCUGACCCCAGUACCAUUUCCCCAUCCCAUCAGGCUUCCACAUAUUGUUAGUUUCUCUCUCCCAUUUCCUAAAAAUACUCAUACUUUGUCUAGUUAUUUAUAAAAUUGUAUUUCUCUUCUGCCACUUAUCCCUUAUUCCUGAUUUCCUACCUCCUGUUCCAGCGCAGACCCUAAGAACUUAAUUCUUAGGCUUUCUUGGGUUUCUCUUCAUUACAAAGGCAGGGAACGGAACGUCUUUGCUUGAUUCCCUGCCUUCACACCGGAUGCUCUGGUGCAGGCCUGGGUCUGAGGGAGAGAGCCCUUGGAGGGUCACCACCUCUCUGAGGGAUGUGUAUGUGUUUAUUCAUUAUGUAAGAACAAUGAUGAGAUACACAUCUGGCUAUGACAAUUCCCUGAGCCAUCUAUGGAGAGGAGUGGUAAUUCGCAGGAGGCUUUGGCUAUUUGUGGGGAGGGCAGAGUAGGGUGAUGAGCAGUUCCCUCUUACCUACUAAGUACUAGGUACCCAGUGCAUGGAGUUUCAGGACACCCCUAAGUCCCACUGUUCACCUACAUGUCAGUUUACCAUGUGUUGAGAGACACAGAAAGCAGGUGAUUCCAAAUAGACAAAUGUGGUUUUGAA